This is a messenger RNA of Exserohilum turcica Et28A, 1824 nucleotides long. RefSeq lists its product as uncharacterized. The coding region runs from base 1 to 1824 and encodes 607 amino acids. The record is from RefSeq and is a predicted model, not a curated record. Lineage: Eukaryota; Fungi; Ascomycota; Dothideomycetes; Pleosporales; Pleosporaceae. The transcript is spliced from 3 exons.
AUGGCUGGCAGGGGCAGUAGCGAUAGCCAAGCUGACCAGACGCCGGAGAAGACGACCGGAACUCGCGCCAGGCGCACUCGCCGGAAACUUUGUCUAGUCGUCAUUACAAUACUUCUCAAUGUACUUCUCUACAGUGCUCUCUUGUGCAUCGCCGCCUCCGUCUAUCAAAUCAUCUCUGAUCCGAGAGAUACAUCAAUCUAUACACAAGUAGCUUUGGAUACAACAUCGGCUUUGGCCACGGUCGCAUACACUUUGGUCCAUACAAUCGUCUCACUGAGGCAGAAAUCAUGGGACCACACAUCCUCUACAAGGCGGACCUCUAACAUUGCUCUUCGUAUGGUUGCAUGGCUAUGUGCACUCUGGCUUUUAACAUCUGGAUGGAACAUGAUACUAGUCGCGAGAAGACCAAUCUGUUCGCAAAGGGCGACAGGGCUCGACAGCUGGGAGUACGGCUCCACCUGCCUGGCCAGUCGGAUCGGAAUAAUCACCGCUGCCCUUGCCCUGGGUGUGUCGUGUGUCCUCUUUGGCAUUCUGGCCACGGUUAGUCGUCCGUUGGAAGCGCAUUUAUUCAAUCAUGGUUAUCAGCCGUCAAUUACCGUGUACUCGAAACCAUACAACCCUCGACCAUCUACAUCGCAAGAUAGACCACAAUAUUUAGGGGUCAUUCAUGAAAAGCAAGGGAGGCCUAUAUCCUUGCGCGGAAUUAGCGAAUCCAAUCCAUCAACAGGCAAUGUCCGCAUGAUCAACCCGGGUUGGAGGCCGGGGUCUUCAAUCAUGUCUGGCCAUUCUACAAUCCACACUGCCGACACAGAGGUGGUAUUCACAUCAAAUCUUAAACCGCCCCCGAUUCCUGCUCAAUAUAUCACUUCGCAAUGCAAGCCAUGGCUGGGCAUCUCUGCACCGGCAGGUCAAACAACCAGAGCUCACAAUCAUUCAGCAUCUUCAUCGAGAUCUUCUUUGUGCGGCGACUAUUCGCGCUCUUCACGACAGUCGUUACCGGCGCAGUGGCCGGAAUCCGCAUUGCGCGCCGUUCACCCCAAUCCAGAAUCAUUAAUCUUGGUGGCACGUUCUCGCUCUCAAGGUCCUGGCACUGGAUUUUCUUACAAGAAUCCUUAUUCUCGCUCUUUGAUAUCACUCACUCGUCCUACACGUCUCAGUUACGCCUCGAGUGGUGCAAGUAUUAGCUCGCGACACGGGCGUACGGGGUCAGACAGUUCAGACGACUCUUCGAGGAAGUCUAGCACACAUGAAAGAGCUGGCUCUGACGAGAUUGUACGUGCUCUUGUAAAGGGCAUUCCUCUGCCUGUAACAGCACAUCCUAGCAAUCGUGCCGGUAGCAUGCACAUUACGACUAAACUGAAUACCGAUUCUGGUGUGCAGCCACACCACCUAGCUUACGUGACAACGGCUCUCACGAUACCACCUAACAACGUUGGUUUCAGUGGAGAUCACAGCAUGCAAGGAAGCGAAUAUGAGGAAGGAUCAGAAGAGCACAGGAAUCACGUGCGCAGUAUUUCACCAGGGUACUCCAUGCUCUUCAGCCCAGAUAGCAGUCCUACCGAUGAUGUCAACCCAAAUGAAUCUCCGGAACGAGUCGCAGUGAGCCAAACCCCGCGGAACCCAUCGCCUGUCCGAAGACAGGACUCCGUGAGAACUUCGAGUGCUCUCAUCGCUGCAGAAGCUGUAAAAGCCAUGAUCAAUAAAAUGCCACAAGAUCUGACAUUGCCCGAGCACAAAUCGGCAAGGGUGAAGGUUGGGCCAGGAAAGCCAAAUGAGGUUGAAAAAAUCAAGAACAAGCCGUUGUAUAGAGUAGCGUAUAUGUAG